Molecule: messenger RNA, 6001 nt
Organism: Phyllotreta striolata
Lineage: Eukaryota; Metazoa; Arthropoda; Insecta; Coleoptera; Chrysomelidae
Source: the annotation of a GenBank genome assembly
CGAAUUCGCUCCAAAUUAAACAAACAAACGUGCCAAUUUGGCACGGAACCCGAAUAAAUAUAUCGAACGAGAGCGACUUAAAUGAAGCAUUUUUCGCCAGCUCGGCGACACUUUCAUCAUCGACAGCACUCCGACGAGUUAUGCAUAACCUUUGGUUAACCGUGGUGGUUAUCUCUUGCGGGUUACGGGUUUCUUCAGAUGUGAUAGAGAACUUGAAGCUGCACGAGGUGUUCCGCAAGCCCAAGGAUUUCUCUCGCGUGAAUUUCGACCAUUUGGAAAUACUAGAGAGGAAUAAUUUUAAAGGAAACCAUGAGCACGAUGAGGCUUGUGGGCUGUCCAAAUUGCACCCUAAAUCGGUUGCUAAUGCUCAGGUUAUGCUGAGGUUCGGUGGUGAUGAUAUUAAAGGGAAGAAUUGCAUCGGGAAGAAUCCUUCGGAGGAUUUAUCGACGAGAUUCGGAGUGCCUUAUUGUCAACAAUGCCAGCAACCCCAUUAUCAAAUUUUGAAUCAGUACAAACCCCCCUGUCAAUUAAUGCCUCCUUAUCCCCUUGGACAAUAUCCUGUGCCUGCUUACUUCCCUUUAUCGUUACCACAGAAUCCUUAUUAUCCUUACUACUGUCCGUGUUUUAACAACGUACCUGGAAUGAUACCUAAUGAGUCUUCAUCAGCAGCAGCGCAGAAUUGUCCUUUUUUAGGAGGAAAUGUUCAAACAAACAUCGAAAGCGCCAUAAAUGCAAAUCAUCCAAAAAUUCUUCAGGCCACCGAUCUCACCGACGAAUGCGUGCCGGAAAACAACGAAGCCGAUGAUGAUGAUGAUGAUGAUGAUGAUGAGCCGAUUGUUGUUCCUGAUGUAGGAGAGACGUUCAAGAGGCCGAAAGGAUAUAAGGAACCUCAGUUGUCUGAAUAUGAGAGAGAUUAUGAGAAACAACUUGGACCUGGUGCAGAUAAUAAACCAAAACCAACUCGUGAUGAUGAUGAUUAUGGAAUGGAUGAUGAACCAAUUGUCAUUCCUGAUGUUGGUGAAUCGUUUAAGAGGCCUAAAGGAUAUAAAAAUCCUCCAUUAUCCAAAUUUGAAAAGGAUUAUGAGAAACAACUUGGACCUGGUGCUGACAAAAAACCACAACAAACUCGUGAUGAUGAUGAUUAUGGAAUGGAUGAUGAACCAAUUGUCAUUCCUGAUGUUGGUGAAUCGUUUAAGAGACCAAAAGGAUACAAAAAUCCUCCGUUAUCCAAAUUUGAAAAGGAUUAUGAGAAACAACUUGGACCUGGUGCUGACAAAAAACCACAACAACCCCGUGAUGAAGAUGAUUAUGGAAUGGAUGAUGAACCAAUUGUCAUUCCUGAUGUUGGUGAAUCGUUUAAGAGGCCAAAAGGAUAUAAAAAUCCUCCAUUAUCCAAAUUUGAAAAGGAUUAUGAGAAAGAACUUGGACCUGGUGCUGACAAAAAACCACAACAACCCCGUGAUGAAGAUGAUUAUGGAAUGGAUGAUGAACCAAUUAUCAUUCCUGAUGUUGGUGAAUCGUUUAAGAGGCCUAAAGGAUAUAAAAAUCCUCCAUUAUCCAAAUUUGAAAAGGAUUAUGAGAAACAACUUGGACCUGGUGCUGACAAAAAACCACAACAAACUCGUGAUGAUGAUGAUUAUGGAAUGGAUGAUGAACCAAUUAUCAUUCCUGAUGUUGGUGAAUCGUUUAAGAGGCCUAAAGGAUAUAAAAAUCCUCCAUUAUCCAAAUUUGAAAAGGAUUAUGAGAAACAACUUGGACCUGGUGCAGAUAAUAAACCAAAACCAACUCGUGAUGAUGAUGAUUAUGGAAUGGAUGAUGAACCAAUUGUCAUUCCUGAUGUUGGUGAAUCGUUUAAGAGGCCUAAAGGAUAUAAAAAUCCUCCAUUAUCCAAAUUUGAAAAGGAUUAUGAGAAACAACUUGGACCUGGUGCAGAUAAUAAACCACAACAACCCCGUGAUGAAGAUGAUUAUGGAAUGGAUGAUGAACCAAUUGUCAUUCCUGAUGUUGGUGAAUCGUUUAAGAGGCCUAAAGGAUACAAAAAUCCUCCAUUAUCCAAAUUUGAAAAGGAUUAUGAGAAAGAACUUGGACCUGGUGCUGACAAAAAACCACAACAACCCCGUGAUGAAGAUGAUUAUGGAAUGGAUGAUGAACCAAUUAUCAUUCCUGAUGUUGGUGAAUCGUUUAAGAGGCCUAAAGGAUAUAAAAAUCCUCCAUUAUCCAAAUUUGAAAAGGAUUAUGAGAAACAACUUGGACCUGGUGCUGACAAAAAACCACAACAAACUCGUGAUGAUGAUGAUUAUGGAAUGGAUGAUGAACCAAUUAUCAUUCCUGAUGUUGGUGAAUCGUUUAAGAGGCCUAAAGGAUAUAAAAAUCCUCCAUUAUCCAAAUUUGAAAAGGAUUAUGAGAAACAACUUGGACCUGGUGCAGAUAAUAAACCAAAACCAACUCGUGAUGAUGAUGAUUAUGGAAUGGAUGAUGAACCAAUUGUCAUUCCUGAUGUUGGUGAAUCGUUUAAGAGGCCUAAAGGAUAUAAAAAUCCUCCAUUAUCCAAAUUUGAAAAGGAUUAUGAGAAACAACUUGGACCUGGUGCAGAUAAUAAACCAAAACCAACUCGUGAUGAUGAUGAUUAUGGAAUGGAUGAUGAACCAAUUAUCAUUCCUGAUGUUGGUGAAUCGUUUAAGAAGCCUAAAGGAUAUAAAAAUCCUCCAUUAUCCAAAUUUGAAAAGGAUUAUGAGAAACAACUUGGACCUGGUGCUGAUAAUAAACCACAACAACCUCGUGAUGAAGAUGAUUAUGGAAUGGAUGACGAACCAAUAAUAAUUCCUGAUGUUGGUGAAUCGUUUAAGAGGCCUAAAGGAUAUAAGAAUCCUCCAUUAUCCAAAUUUGAAAAGGAUUAUGAGAAACAACUUGGACCUGGUGCUGAUAAUAGACCAAAACCAAAAUCAAAACCGAAACCAACUCGUGAUGAUAAUGAUUCUGAAAUGGAGGAUGAACCAAUUGUCAUUCCGGACGUCGCUGAAUCAUUUAAGAGGCCAAAAGGAUACACUGAUCCUCCAUUAUCUCAAUUUGAGAAGGAUUAUAUCAAACAACUUGGACCUGGUGCAGACAACAAACCAAAACCAAAAUCGAAACCAAAACCGAAGCAACCUCGUGAUGAUGAUGAUUCUGAAAUGGACGAUGAACCAAUUAUCAUUCCUGAUGUUGGUGAAUCAUUUAAGAGACCAGAAGGAUACACUGAUCCUCCAUUAUCUAAAUAUGAAAAGGAUUAUAUCAAACAACUUGGACCUGGUGCAGACAACAAACCUAAACCAAAACCAAAAUCGAAACCAAAACCGAAGCAACCUCGUGAUGAUGAUGAUGAUUCUGAAAUGGACGAUGAACCAAUUAUAAUUCCUGAUGUUGGUGAAUCAUUUAAGAGGCCAGAAGGAUACACUGAUCCUCCAUUAUCUCAAUUUGAGAAGGAUUAUAUCAAACAACUUGGACCUGGUGCAGACAACAAACCAAAACCAAAACCAAAAUCGAAACCAAAAAAGCCUCGUGAUGAUGAUGAUGAUGAUUCCGAAAUGGACGAUGAACCAAUUAUAAUUCCUGAUGUUGGUGAAUCAUUUAAGAGGCCAAAAGGAUACACUGAUCCUCCAUUAUCUCAAUUUGAGAAGGAUUAUAUCAAACAACUUGGACCUGGUGCAGACAACAAACCAAAACCAAAACCAAAAUCGAAACCAAAAAAGCCUCGUGAUGAUGAUGAUGAUGAUUCCGAAAUGGACGAUGAACCAAUUAUAAUUCCUGAUGUUGGUGAAUCAUUUAAGAGGCCAAAAGGAUACACUGAUCCUCCAUUAUCUCAAUUUGAGAAGGAUUAUAUCAAACAACUUGGACCUGGUGCAGACAACAAACCAAAACCAAAACCAAAAUCGAAACCAAAACCGAAACAACCUCGUGAUGAUGAUGAUGAUUCCGAAAUGGACGAUCAACCAAUUAUCAUUCCUGAUGUUGGUGAAUCGUUUAAGAGGCCAAAAGGAUACAAAAAUCCUCCAUUAUCCAAAUUUGAAAAGGAUUAUGAAAAACAACUUGGACCUGGUGCAGACAAUAAACCACAACAACCUCGUGAAGAUGACGAUUCCGAAAUGGAUGAUGAACCAAUUAUCAUUCCUGAUGUUGGUAAAUCAUUUAAGAGGCCAAAAGGAUACAGAAAUCCUCCAUUAUCCAAAUUUGAAAAGGAUUAUGAAAAACAACUUGGACCUGGUGCAGACAAUAAACCACAACAACCUCGUGAAGAUGACGAUUCCGAAAUGGAUGAUGAACCAAUUAUCAUUCCUGAUGUUGGUGAAUCAUUUAAGAGGCCAAAAGGAUACAAAAAUCCUCCAUUAUCCAAAUUUGAAAAGGAUUAUGAAAAACAACUUGGACCUGGUGCAGACAAUAAACCACAACAACCUCGUGAAGAUGACGAUUCCGAAAUGAACGAUGAACCAAUUGCUAUUCCAGACAUCGCCGAUUCCUUUAAAAGACCAAAAGGCUACACCGAUCCUCCAUUAUCCAACUUCGAGAAGGAUUAUAUCAAACAACUCGGACCUGGUGCAGACAACAAACCAAAACCAACCACCAAAACAGACGAGAAACCAUGCGUCGCUCCAUCCCAUCCAAAAGGUACCACGAACAACCGAGGAAAAGGCAAACGAACCAACAACAAAAACAAACCUAACAAAAAACCCAAAGCCCAAACCAAACCAGCAAACAAACCGAUAUCGCUCAAACCACCUUCGAAGAAAGACAAUCUCGACGCACCAACAAUCAAAGAAGAAAAACCAGUAUUCGAUGCAACAGCGAAGACAGAAGAACCUCUAUUUGAAGAUACAAUCAAAACGGAAUCUCCCAUUGAAUUCCCAUUGAACACCGACGAAACCAUCUUCGACCAAAACGUUAAACCAGAAGACCAAUUGGACAUCACCAAAGAAACCGCCGAUGACAAAAUCUUCAUCCAAAAAAUCCCCAUACCGGACUUCGAAUGCGACCAACAACAAAAACCUCCUUCAGUUCGCCGAGAACUCGAACACUGGCUGAACAAAUCCCUGGUACCCUACGAAUGCGACAAAUGCGGCAAAAAGCUCCUGGUCACCUACCCUCUAACCGAAGACCAGCCCCACAUCCACAUCGGAGGCGUCCCCCUAGCCCCGUCCAAGUGCCCCUGUUGCCAGCUCAAGGGCUUCUGCGACUGCCAGACCUGCCGGAGCCAUCGCGACCCCAGCAUCCCCUACGGGCAGAGGUUCCCCGCCGACGUCGACUCCUUGAGCAAAAUGGCUGGAGAUCAUGACAACUGGUCCCCGGGUGGUUACUACUCGGAUCCCUACAGGAAGAUCCUGUUCAAACACCCGUCGGUGUUCAAUUUCAUUACUCAUGCGAAUGUGGUGAGAAGGGAGCCCCACGUGUACGAGCUGGUGCAGAAGGAGGUGCCCAAGCUGGUGCCCACGGAGACUUUCCUGUGCUGCAAAGUACCAGGGAAUCGGAUGCUGUGCCAGAGGCAGUACCUGGCCGGUAACGAGCCGGUUUUGAUCGAGAAUGGAGAAGCCUAGUUGGUGGUUUUAUGCUUUAUUUGGUCGGUUUUGAUCGAGAAAAGAGAAGCCUAGUUGGUAGUUUUAUUCUUUAUUUAUACGAAGGUUUUUUUGUACUAUUUUGUUUUUCUAUAAUAAACUUUUCUAUUGUAUGGUUUAGUUGUCGUCUUUGCGGUUGUGGUUGGAUUUGGGUUCGGUCUGCGGGUCUAAAAUCGGGAUGGGUAUGGUGGGUAGGUUCUCGAGGAAUUCCUCCACUUGGUCUUCGAUCUGGCGACGGAUUUCGCUUUGGGUUCUGGCCCUGUUGAGGAGCAUCUUCGAAGACAAGUAGCUGGUGUUUACUAGUUUGUUGAUGAAAUUGAAGAGGGCGUCGUCUGCCGGUCGGAACACCGAGAACCCGUUGUUUUUGGUACUAAAAUUUACAAUUAUAAAUCUUAUAGAAUGAGUACCAAAAGUCCGUC